Messenger RNA from Nerophis lumbriciformis (worm pipefish), 432 nucleotides. The record is from RefSeq and is a predicted model, not a curated record. NCBI's taxonomy places the organism in Eukaryota, Metazoa, Chordata, Actinopteri, Syngnathiformes, Syngnathidae.
AUGAGUCUCACCGAGAAGGACAAAGCCGCAGUCAGGAACUUCUGGGCUCUGGCCUCUAAAAGGGCUGACCUUAUCGGGAGCGAAGCUCUGUCCAGGAUGAUCUACGUAUACCCUCAGACCAAGACCUACUUCUCCCACUGGAAGGAUUUGAGCCUCGGAUCCGCUCCCAUCAAGAAGCACGGCAAGGUCGUCAUGGCUGGCGUCGGCGAUGCCAUCGGCAAAAUCGACAACUUGACUACCGGUCUGCUGAGCCUUAGCGAGUUGCACGCCUUCACCUUGAGAGUGGACCCUAGCAAUUUCAAGGUUCUGGGCCACUGCAUCCUUGUGGUGAUGGCCAUGCUGUACCCCGGCGAAUUCACCCCAGAGGUCCAUGUCAGCAUGGACAAGUUCCUGGCUGCUCUGACGCUCGCUAUUAGUGACAAGUACAGAUGA